Trichobilharzia szidati is the source of this 6507-nucleotide messenger RNA. The record is from the annotation of a GenBank genome assembly. NCBI's taxonomy places the organism in Eukaryota, Metazoa, Platyhelminthes, Trematoda, Strigeidida, Schistosomatidae.
GGAAUAAAUAACAAAAUUAAAAAUUAUAGAGAGACUGAUUCAUUGAGAUUCAGAAGAAGAAAACGAAGUAGCUAGAAUGCACUGGAUACAACAACCAAUUGACAAUUGAACAUUAAUGUGUGCGCGUGUAUGUAUGUAUACCGUUUAUUGCGAACAAGGUGGGAUUUUUCUUCAAAAAUUCUGUUUUACCUGUUCAAGAUUGCGAAAUUCGAUUCCGUUUGAUGAACUUCUCAUUUGUAAUAAGCUAAUUUGAAACUUUACUGAAUGACGAAGGAUCUGUACACGUGAUUUUUUGGAUGAAUUCUUCUGUUUACAACGUUGAGUAUUUCAUUUGAAUAAUAAAAUACAGCAGUCCUGAAAUGAAUAGUAUGAACACUGCACAGAUUUAAUGGAACACCUUGAAAAACUACUCUACAGUUUACACCAACAGUGUGAAAUGAGUUGAUUUAUAUAUAUAAAACAAUACGUAUAUGAGAUGGAGAAACAGUGCUUAAGAUGAAUAUCAAGAAAUAGCUAUCCUCUGGCUUCAGUGUGUAUUUUUCUAUUUGGCUUUGAUAUAAUGAAGAAUAUGCUCAAAUCACUAUUACUAUUAGAUAAUAUUUCAAUUCGUAUUUUAUUAUUGUUCAUCUGGCGUGAUGCCAUAACUCAGAACACUAAGAAUGCAACAGCAAAUCGUUUCAUCAGGUCUACAUCACUUUCUAUGAUUAAUUUUAAUGGUUUACCAAUAGCACGUGUUUAUGCAAGUACACCAGAAGAGGUAACACCUGGUAGCCUUGUUCUGGAUUUGAGUAAACAUCCCGAAAUAAUCAAAUUUCUAGCUGAUCAAAGUGAUUUUCUAAUGUCUACAACUGGAGCUUAUCGAUACAGACUACUGAAUGCAUUCGACAGUUACUUAUUCCGUGUAGGAUCAAAAACUGGCAAGAUAACUGUUGCUACACGACUAGAUCGAGAAGCAUUAUGUGCAAGUGUAAAAGCACAGUUCUGUUGUAAUUCACGUUCUGGAAGUAUACCGGCCUCAUUUUCAAGUGAAACUGAUUGGAAAAUUAAGUCGGCCGAGUUUAAUCCAGGUCAGCAGUGUUAUUUAGUGGCACAUAUUAGUGUACAGUCAGAUAGUGAGGUGAUUCGGAAUGCAGACAGUUUCCCUGGACCCCACCAGGACAAAACAAGUCGUGCAGCUCUGGUGUACCUUUAUCUACAUUUAGAAGAUAUCAACGACCACACUCCUCAGUUUCCAGAGCACUUAGUUGAUCUAAACAUCAUGGAGGAUACGCCAAUUGGUAGUGUUCUGCAUUAUUUCAGAGUUACUGAUCCUGAUGUGGGUUCGAAUUCACUGAAUUCAGUGGAUUUAACAGUCAGUCCACUGCCUAAUUUACCGUCAGAUCAGACGUCGAAAUCUCAACAGACUAAUUUUUUGAUACCUGACUUAUUGAAUAAACCUUUCGAAGUAACGCUGAACAGAGAUGGUGUAAGUUUCACUCUCAAAAGUCAAUUAGAUCGGGAGACUGUCCCAGCUUAUGACGUAACACUGAUUGCUGUGGAUGGCAAUAAACAAAUUCCCCGUUCAAGUCAAAUCAGUUUUCGUGUACAUGUGGCCGAUGUCAACGAUAACCCACCUAAAUGGCUUAAACAAAAGUCACACAGUGAUUUACAGAAUUCAAAUUAUGAGCAAGAAACAAGUUUAGAAAUGGAUAGUGAUUAUCCAAGAUUUUUAGUCUCUGUACCAGAAGAUACACAGAUAGGCGCAUUGAUUUUCUGGCUUCAAGCACGAGAUGCAGAUGUAGGUGAGAACUCUCGCCUUCAAUAUUUAAUUGAUACAAGCGCGCCUGGAGGAUUAAUUGGGGUUGACUAUUUAUCAGUUCAGCCGAAUACUGGGGAAGUACGGCUAAGAUCCCAGUUGGACUAUGAGACGAUUUCACUACAGACUAGUGGUCCUGAAAUUGUUAUUCCUGUUGUAGUGCAUGAUAAUCCACGUAAUGGACGUCAACUAUCAGCUCGAGCUACGCUUGUCAUCAGAGUUCUAGAUAUAAAUGAUGUGCCUCCCAAUAUAAUUGCAACUCCACUGUCUCCAGUACUUUCAAACGGUAACAUUUAUCCAAAUAUAGUUGGAAAUAAUCAUGUUACAUCUGUUUUUGGUAUAUGGGAAAAUCAGCCACCUGGUCAACCAGUGGCCAGUAUUCAUGUUAGUGAUCCAGAUACGGGUGAUGGGGGAGUUGUAACAUGUACAAUUGCCAGUGAACAUUUUCGUCUAGCAACUGAAUCCUCUUCGUCUGCAUCUCAUUAUGAAAACUUAUAUGGCAGUAAUAACAACCUAGAAACAAUGGAGUCUGAUUACAGAGUAUCAAAAGUGAUAGAAGCACUAUCCGGUUCUGCCACCUACCAGCUUAUAUCUGCCCAGCGUUUAGAUAGAGAAACAAUAUCGAGACAUCAAGUUCUCCUUACAUGUAGAGAUCACGAUGCAGUAAGACCACUUGCAUUCACUUAUAGAUUAGACAUUGAAGUAUUGGAUGAAAAUGAUAAUCCACCUAUAAUAUCAUCACAUAAAAUUUUAUUAACAUGUCCAGAAAAUGGGUCACCUGGAAGAGUUAUUGGUCGACUGAAUGCUACAGAUGCUGAUAUCGGUGAAAAUGCCCGACUGCACUUUUGGAUUGAUGAGGCCGAUGCCAGUUGGGUCAGUAUACAGUCAAAUACUGGAGAGAUUCGAGUUAAUACAGUAUUCGAUAGGGAAUUAGAGCCUGAGCGUACAUUCUAUGUUUACGUAUCCGACUCUGGUGCUAAUAUACACACAGCUUCAGCUGAAGUUAGAAUUGAAAUUCUCGAUGAAAAUGAUCACACACCACAUUUUACUGAUUUGUACUUCUUCUCCAUACCGGAAAAUAGUCCACCGGACACAGAAGUUGGUCAAAUUUAUGCCAUCGAUGAGGAUAGUGGAGUUAAUGGCAAGGUUCAGUAUUUUUUACGUCAACCAAGCAAAGAAUUCGAUUUAGACAAAAAUACAGGAAAGUUGACAGUACGUAAAAAUACUAUGGAUACUGGCAAAUACCAUUCCAAUGAAUUAUUUAGUAAAACCUCGAAUUUAUUGGAUCGUGAACUAAAAGACAGUUAUGAACUGUCAGUAUAUGCUGAGGAUUCCGGUAAUCCACCAAGACGUGCAACUGCCAUUGUUCAUAUCAGUAUAUCAGAUGUCAAUGAUCAUGCACCAGAAUUCCGGUAUCCCACACCUCAUGGUACAGGUAGUGUAUUAAACAUAUCAUGUGCCCAGUUGGGAAGUCAAAUUAUUGCUCAUGUACACGCAAAUGAUUCGGACACAGGGCGUAAUGGUGAUAUUGAGUACAGUAUUAUACGUCAUAGUAGUGGCAGGCAGCAAAUUAAAAAAGUUAAACGAAGCAGUAGUACUAUCCUGGGCAGUCAAGAAAAACUAGAAAGAAGUUCAGAGUCUCACAAUAAAAAGUCACAAGUGAACCAAUCAGUUGUACAAGAAGUAACAGGCUUCGGACAAGAUGGUGUUAAUAAGACAAUAGAAAUAAGAAAUUCUUCCAAUUCAAGACAUGUUAAAUGGGCUCCAUUAUCGCAAGUACUCAUGGGUGGACCAACAGAAGAACACUUUGAUAUUGACAGUUACAGUGGACAGUUAUUUUUAAUCCAUCCUAUACUUGAUUGCAGUCAGCCAGUUGACGUAAAGCUGUUGAUUCAAGCGAAUGAUGCAGGUCAACCACCGAAAUCCUCGACAGCACUCUUAACAUUGCAUGUAUAUCCAGCAAAUUCAGUGAAUGGACUGACCUUUGAAAAUAAUAAUCAUAAUAAUUUUAUGAAUCUUGCUGAUGUUAAGCGGAAUCUGGAUUUUAAUCGACGUUUAAAAGGUAAUACGAAUGCUUGGACAGAUGAUAAAAAUUCACGAUCAGUUUAUCAACAUGCAAGUUUUAGUGCAUCAGCUCCCGGAAUAUCUACAAAUCAAAGGAAUAUGAAUAGUUAUCAUUGGUCAGCCAUUGUUGGUCUAAUUGUAGCCAUGAUUGUUCUUGUACUGCUACUGUGUCUAAUGUUGAUCAUUUUAAGGAGACGUUUUAUUAUGGAUGCUAGAAAACUGUCUUCUAAAGAGAAGGCGAAAGCAAAUGAGGAUGGAAAUAAAUAUCAAACGGUUGUUGGUGUGACUCUUCGCCCAAAUGACAGAACAGUUCAAGAUAUAUACAAUAUAGGUUCACAAGGCACACAGCAAUUACAUGAAAUAGCAAGUAAUUCACAUACGCAUUCAACCUUUUCCACAAGAACACUAUCACAUCCCGGGGAAGAAUUCAACUGUUGUCCAGUCGGAACUAUGUUAUUUGAACCACAUCCUCAACUGUCAGCUGGCAGUCAUCUAUUCCGUACUUUACCAACGUCAUCGUCACCGUCAACAGCUACCAAGUUGAACACUGGUGAAAUAACUUUGCUUCAUGAUGAUCCUAUUUUUGUACAUAAUCGAAAUAAUAAUAAUAAUUUAUGCACCAUAGAACAACAACAAUCAAUUUACAAAGAACAGAACACUGAGCUCUACGGAUAUGUAGAUACACAGCCGAGAAGGGAAAAUAUUAUUUUACAAGGUAACACCUAUCAAACAUUACAGUCAAAACAGCAUCCUAGUUCACGAAAUAUAUCAUCUUUUGGUAGGACAAUAAUUGAAGACUAUUCAAGCAAUAAUAAUAGUGAACAAAUUAGAAGACUUCCACUACAACAACAUAAUCUUUACAAAAGUGGACAAUAUACACCUUUGAUUGACAUGAAUCAUGAGCAUAUCUGGGAACAAGUACAAUUAGUCCAAGCUUCACAACCAAACUUAUGCAUUAACUUCAAUCGUGAUGAUGAUAAUAAUAAUAAUAAUAUUAAUGUAAGGAAAAAUAACAACAACAUUCAAAACAACAAUAAUAAUAUUGAUGAGUGUAGUUCAUUUGGUCAUAUUAUUCACCGAAAAGAAUCCCUAACAUAUCAUGAAAAAGCUUUCAGUUUGACUGAUUUAAAUUCACAGAAAACAGAUAUUAUAUUAUGCGAUAGGGAUAACAAUAAUAAUAAUAACAAUAAUAAAGUCAAGAAAAGUAAUAUGAUCAAUUAUUGUAAAAUAAAAAACUUCAAUAAAUCUGAGUCAACUUCAUCACCAGCCAAUAACAAUAAUAAUACCAGCGUUAGAUUACAACAAAAUGAUGAAGAACAACAGGCAAGACGACAACAACAACAAUCAGGACCACUGCAUACAAAAAUUCAAAAACUCAAACAGAAAACUUCAACAGUACCAAUAUCGAAUAAGAAUCAGUGUACAACAUUGGAAACCAUUCAAACAGAGAUUUCGACAAAGACUACGACAAAGAAUUUAAACAUAAAUGAUACCAAUAAUGAUAAUAAUUCUUAUUGUACGGUGAGUUUUGUUUGAUUGUGUCAAAUAACGAUACAUAUGCACACACUGAAAACAUAGAUAUGUGAGACAGUAAAAUGAUCCACUGAGCCUAUGAUCAAUAAACGACGAGUCGAAAUAUAUGAAUAUGAAAUGCAUUUAUAUUUGUAGACUGCAUUUAGAGUGACUGCUGAAAACAAACUAACUAGUUAUCACUGUUAUCUUCCUUCAUGUUAAGUACACUGUCUCAUUGAAUAUUAAUCUCAUUAAUUUAACACACACACACACACACACGUUAACAAGCAAAAUCAAGAUACUCUUCUGUGUUAUGAAUGAAUUAAGCCAAACGGAAAAUUUUUUAUUUAAGCAUAAUGAAUCUAAAGGCUACCUGUUACAACCUAUUCAUUAUCUACCAGCUAAUUCUCUUUAUACACAUGCAAUGAAACAGUAAUUGAUCUACUUGUAAAGAAAAGAAUAUAUAUAUAUAUAUAUAUACAACACAUUUUUUUGUUUUGCCUAAAUGGAUAAAAAUCAAGAUUUUUCCACUUUUAAUUAGCACACCGGCACAACAAUUUCAUUCCCGUUGGACCCAGAGCAAAACGACAACGGACAGACAGAGAGAGAGACAUUUAAAGAAGAUAGAAGAGAACUGGAGUGAAUGUCUACAUCUCUAUUGGUUUAUUGAUGUUUAAUUUUGUCUUCCUCCUUCCUCAUCAUUCAUAUAAGACAAUGUACACACCUACAUCAUAUAUGCAUAUACCGAAAGCAACACUCCAUAAUUUUUAUUUAUCUUAAUUAACCGACAGCAGUAUUUAGUUGGGAUAAGGUAGAAACUAACACGACAAAUGAGAUAUUUAAAUACACAAUAUUUCUUUUUUUCGGAUAUACCUCAAGACAAUCAACAAGGAUUGACAGAGAUCCUAAGUAUAUAUAUAUAUAUAUAUAUAUAUAUACACUAGUGAUCUCAAUACAAGUGUGCACAACUUAACACCAUCAAACUCUCAACGAAUUCAAUAGGGUUUCAUCUAAAAGAAACAUUUACUGAUGACCAUUUCGAUGACUGACUUUAUUAUUAUUCUUAUUGCUAUUACAAUUAUUGACUCUAUUACUUUCUUCGUCAAACACAGUUUUUAUUAUUAUUAUUAUUAUUA